Ochotona princeps (American pika) is the source of this 3162-nucleotide messenger RNA. RefSeq names its product eomesodermin (gene EOMES). Gene Ontology annotation, molecular function: RNA polymerase II cis-regulatory region sequence-specific DNA binding; DNA-binding transcription factor activity, RNA polymerase II-specific. The coding region runs from base 344 to 2476 and encodes 710 amino acids. NCBI's taxonomy places the organism in Eukaryota, Metazoa, Chordata, Mammalia, Lagomorpha, Ochotonidae. Gene Ontology annotation, biological process: positive regulation of DNA-templated transcription; CD8-positive, alpha-beta T cell differentiation involved in immune response; mesoderm formation. The transcript has 6 exons. The record is from RefSeq and is a predicted model, not a curated record. Gene Ontology annotation, cellular component: nucleus.
CGGUUUGGCAAUUGACGAUAGGGCAGGCAAGCGCAGGCUGGUGGGUGGACGCGGACAAAGAUCGUUUUGGGCGUGAGCGAUUGACAAGAAGGACGGGGAAGGAAAGGCAAAGUACUUCUCUGUUGGUGUCCAUCUUCUGCCUUCCAACUCCGUGCGCUUUCCUUUCGGAAAGGACGCUGGAUUGAGGGCGCACGGGUGCGCACAGCAGCGGCCCGCGAGUCGGCAGGUGGAUAGCAGGAAGGGGAAGUUACCUUCCCCUCGGAAGGGGGCGCUGGCUCCCCCAUCCUUCCUUUAUAAUAAGGCCACCGGAGGAGAGGAAGCAGCCGUCUGCGCUCAGCAAAGCAUGCAGUUAGGCGAGCAGCUCUUGGUGAGCUCUGUGAACCUGCCGGGCGCGCACUUUUACCCGUUGGAGAGUGCGCGCGGAGGAGGCGGUGGCGGCGGCGGAGGCGGGAGCGCCAGCCAUCUCCCCGGCGCGGCUCCCUCGCCUCAGAGGUUGGACUUGGAAAAAGCUCCCAAGAAGUUCUCUAGCAGCCUCUCGUGCGAGGCGGGGAACGGGGAGCCCGCAGCCGCCAGCGCUGGGGCCCCCGUGGCCAUGCUCAGUGACGCCGACGCCGGGGACACCUUUGCCAGAGCCGCGGCGGUGGCCAAACCCGGGCCCCCGGACGGCCGCAAGGGCUCCCCUUGCGGAGAGGAGGAGCUGCCCUCCGCAGCCGCAGCUGCCGCCGCCGCAGCAGCAGCCGCCGCCGCCACCGCGCGCUACUCCAUGGACAGCCUGAGUUCGGAGCGCUACUACCUUCAGUCCCCGGGGCCCCAAGGCUCAGAGCUGGCUGCACCCUGCUCGCUCUUCCCGUACCAGACCGCUGCCGGGGCGCCCCACGGAUCUGUGUACCCGGCUCCCAACGGGGCGCGCUACCCCUACGGCUCCAUGCUGCCCCCCGGCGGCUUCCCCUCCGCCGUGUGCCCACCCGGGAGGGCGCAGUUCGGCCCAGGGGCCGGUGCAGGCAGUGGCUCGGGCGGCAGCGGCGGCGGGGGAGGCGGCCCCGGCGCCUAUCAGUACAGCCAGGGAGCUCCAAUCUAUGGGCCUUACCCUGGGGCUGCAGCGGCGGGAUCCUGCGGAGGAUUAGGGGGCCUCGGGGUUCCCGCUUCCGGCUUCCGCGCCCACGUCUACCUGUGCAACCGGCCACUGUGGCUCAAAUUCCACCGUCACCAAACUGAGAUGAUCAUUACGAAACAGGGCAGGCGCAUGUUUCCGUUCUUGAGCUUCAACAUAAACGGACUCAAUCCCACCGCCCACUACAACGUGUUCGUAGAGGUGGUGCUGGCUGACCCCAACCACUGGCGCUUCCAGGGUGGCAAGUGGGUGACCUGCGGCAAAGCCGACAAUAACAUGCAGGGCAACAAGAUGUAUGUUCACCCUGAAUCUCCCAACACCGGUUCCCAUUGGAUGAGACAGGAGAUUUCCUUUGGGAAAUUAAAACUCACCAAUAACAAAGGCGCAAAUAACAACAACUCCCAGAUGAUCGUCUUACAGUCUUUACACAAAUACCAGCCCCGGCUGCACAUCGUGGAAGUGACAGAGGACGGAGUGGAGGACUUGAAUGAGCCCUCCAAGACACAGACCUUUACGUUCUCAGAAACACAGUUCAUUGCCGUGACCGCCUACCAAAACACAGACAUCACUCAACUGAAGAUUGACCAUAACCCCUUUGCCAAAGGCUUCAGGGACAACUAUGACUCCAUGUACACCGCUUCCGAAAAUGACAGGUUAACUCCAUCUCCCACGGAUUCUCCUAGAUCCCAUCAGAUUGUCCCUGGAGGUCGGUACGGCGUUCAGUCCUUCUUCCCGGAGCCCUUUGUCAACACUUUACCUCAAGCCCGAUACUAUAAUGGCGAGAGAACCGUGCCACAGACCAACGGCCUCCUGUCACCCCAACAGAGCGAAGAGGUGGCCAACCCUCCCCAGCGGUGGCUUGUCACACCUGUCCAGCAACCUGGGACCAACAAACUAGACAUCAGUUCCUACGAAUCUGAAUACUCUUCUAGCACCUUGCUACCCUAUGGUAUUAAAUCUUUGCCCCUCCAGACAUCCCAUGCCCUGGGCUAUUAUCCUGACCCAACCUUCCCUGCGGUGGCAGGUUGGGGAGGUCGAGGUUCCUAUCAGAGGAAGAUGGCGGCUGGACUCCCAUGGACCUCUAGAACGAGCCCCCCUGUGUUCUCCGAAGAUCAGCUCUCCAAGGAGAAAGUCAAGGAAGAAAUUGGAUCAUCUUGGAUAGAGACACCCCCUUCCAUCAAGUCCCUAGAUUCCAACGAUUCAGGCGUAUACACCAGUGCCUGUAAGCGAAGGCGACUGUCUCCUAGCACCUCCAGCAAUGAGAAUUCCCCCUCCAUAAAGUGUGAGGACAUUCAUACUGAAGACUACAGUAAGGACACCUCCAAAGGCAUGGGGGGUUAUUACACUUUUUACACGACGCCCUGAAAGAGUUGUUGUGACCUCGUAAACACUCACUUCCAGCAGUUGGACUUGGUGGUGUUUCUCUUGUCUUCUUUGCGUAGGUUGCCAAAAAGACGUUUGCCUUCCACCUUGAUGUAUCUUGUUUUGUGCAAUUCUCUCAAAGAAGGUGCCAAAGCUUUUUGAUUGCUGCAGGUAACAAAAAACAAACCUGGCAAUUCUUUUUUUUGUCUUUUUUAAAAAUAAAGUUAAUGGAGGACUUUAAGCUGCUUUAGAAGUUGAAGGUUAUUUGAGGCUCUGGAUUUAUUUAUUGGAGACACUAAGCAGUCAGAGAAGCAGGCUGGUAAGACUGGGUGCCCAGCAUUAUCAAAUGAGUGAAAACUUUGCAUUCUCAUUUGUAUUUGUAAACCUUUAAACAGAAGCCCAGCGGGGUCAGGUGUUUUGCUUGUGGAAGAGGUGGGCUGAGUCUUUAACUCCCAACUGGGGACGUUUUGUUCUUACUUUUUGCCAGAGGCAAAAGAUGCGGGGGCCUGAGGGCCAAGAACAGCUUCAGUGAAAGGGCUGGUUUUACCUGACUUGAAUUCCUUGCAGCCUUCCGGAAUAAGCCAUGUGUGCCCUAGACCGGGAGUUCCUUCCCUCGAGACUGGCUAGGCCUCCACCUUGGCCUGCGCUGGGGUAGCCAGAAGGACUCAGGAGAAAGCAAGGGAGGAAGU